AUGGGCGUCUCCAUCAUAGACGCCCAGCGCGACAUCAUUCUAAAUGUGAUCCGCUCCACCACCCAAGGCCAANACAUUGAGAAGAUCGAGGACCGCCGGCCCAAGAAUCCCGACGUCGACGCCAUCUACCUAAUCACUCCUCAUACCCACAUCGUCGACUGUGUCAUGGCCGACCUCGAUCGUCGGCGCUACAGAAAGACCAACCUGAUUUGGACCUCAUUGUUACCCCCGCACAUGAAGGAGCGUCUCGACAAGUCCUCCGUCGCCCGUGAGCAAAUCACCAUCUUCCGUGUUCUCAACAUCGACUUCUUCCCUCGCGAAUCACACCUAGUCACCUUCCGAGACCCCUGGAGUUUUCCUAUCCUCUUCCACCCGGCCUGCAACAAUCUAAUCCGUCAACACAUGCAAGACCUCGCUCAGAAGAUUGUAGGAGUUUGCGUUGCCUUGGGCGAAUUCCCCGACAUCAGAUAUUAUCGUCCACGCAACCCCACCCAUGAGGCCAGUGUACUAUGCUCCCAUCUUGCUCGUUUUGUCCAAGAGGAGCUCAAUCUAUAUGCCAACUUCCACAAGGAUUUCCCUCCACCAAGCAAUCGUCCUCGCGCAACCUUAUACAUUACCGAUAGAUCCAUGGACGUCUUUGCUCCCCUGCUCCACGAGUUUACCUACCAGGCCAUGGCUCACGACUUGCUACCCAUUCGCGAACGAGACAAGAUCACUUACAAGACAACCGUCAACCAGGGAACCGCCAAGCAAGAGGAAAAGGAUUAUGAAAUUUCAGAAAAGGACCGCAUUUGGGUCGAAACCCGUCACCUCCACAUGAAAGACACCAUCGAGAAGCUCAUGGGAGAUUUCCAAAAAUUCAUCGACGAGAAUCCCCAUUUCACAAAGGAGAGUGAUCCGAGCGGCAUGAAUGGUCUUAGUACUAUCAAGGACAUGUUGGCUGGUCUUCCACAAUUCGAAGAAAUGAAAGGGGCUUAUUCGUUGCAUCUUGGUAUGGCUCAAGAGUGUAUGGAUUUGUUCCAGCGUCACAAGCUUCCAGACAUGGCCUCGGUCGAGCAGAUUUUGGCUACCGGUCUUGAUGAGGAUUAUAAAAAGCCCAAACACGUUACGGACCAGGUAGUGCGGACUCUGGACGAUGACGCGAUUGUGUUACCAGAUAGGCUCCGAUUGAUUGCGCUAUAUCUCAUCUACAAGGAUGGAUUAUUGCCCGCGGAUCUUGUCAAGCUCCUGCUUCAUGCCCAACUUCCCCCUCAACAUGCCGAGAUGUUGCACAACCUCAAUCUUCUUGGUAUCCGCACGUCGAGGAACCUGAAGGACCCGCGUCCACCACCCAUCCCUCUAUUCCCUCAGAAGCCGCCACCAACCUUGGUACAAGAAGAGUAUGCUUUGAGUCGCUUUGAGACAUCCCUUCAGAGACUCUUGGAUAACCAUACGACCAACACUGUCGACGCCACCGUCUUUCCCUACAUCAAACCACCAAUCGAUCUGGGUGAAAAUGACAUGGGCCCUGCGCCCACAUCGCUGCGCUCGGCCAAGCCUACGUGGGCAAAGGCAAAAUCGUCCACCACGGAGCCUCGGCAAAGAGUGAUUGUCUUUAUGGCAGGUGGUGCAACAUACUCUGAGAGCCGAGUGUGUUAUGACAUGACGCGGCAGAGCAACAAGGAGGUGUUCCUAUUGACCAGCCAUAUGCUCACGCCAGCCUUCUUUCUACGUCAAGUGGGAGAUCUUAGCACAGAUAAACGUAAGCUUGGCAUACCAGCCGAGCAGCCACCCAAGCAAGCUCCUGCUCAUCUGUUCGAGCGAGAUGAACCAGCACCAGCACCACGACCAGUGCAGGCCCCAUUGAAGCCUGUCGCUCCAGUGCAACCACCCACUCAGGCUAUGGGCAACAUGAAUCUAGGUCCAAAUCAAUCAAACGGCUCAGGGUCAGCAGCACCGGGACAGACUACUUCGAAGCUCCAAAAGGAUCCGGAUAAGAAGAAGCGGCACUUCUUUUCGAGCAAGAGAGGAUAG
Messenger RNA from Aureobasidium uvarum, 2013 nucleotides. The record is from the annotation of a GenBank genome assembly. Lineage: Eukaryota; Fungi; Ascomycota; Dothideomycetes; Dothideales; Saccotheciaceae.